Molecule: messenger RNA, 1452 nt
Organism: Aspergillus calidoustus
Lineage: Eukaryota; Fungi; Ascomycota; Eurotiomycetes; Eurotiales; Aspergillaceae
Source: the annotation of a GenBank genome assembly
AUGCCGGUUCACUCUCCAUUCUCCCGCUGUCUCUCAUUUCUCUGCAAGCUGGGUCACCACCUACAGCGACACAGCUCUUUCGAGGCUCCAGAGCAUGAAUGUCUUCGAGGCAGAUUGAGCGAUGUCUGCAACAAGACCUGGAAUCUUGGUCUCACGUCCUUUGGCGGUUUAGCAGUCCACUUCCAGACACUCCAUUCAAAGUUUGUCGAGGGAGAAUACGAGCAGGAGCUAUCCGCUAUCUGCCAGGCGCUUCCUGGCCCUGCGAGCACAAAAAUGCUCUUCUGCAUAGUAUUGCUGCAUUCUGGUUUUCUCCCUGCAGUACUAGCGUUGAACGUGGAUGAGAGACUUCCUGGGCCUGUCUAUGCACUUCUUUCUGGCCUAAAUGCAUCUACCGUGGGAAUCGUCGCGUUAUCGGCUGCGCAACUUGCAGAAAAGGUGAUACGAGACAAGCUCACACGCCUAUUGGUUAUCUUCGGCGGGUGUGCUGGACUCUGUUAUAGUGCGCUGUGGUAUUUUCCGGUGUCGAUGGUUGCCGGUGGUUUAGUCACUGUGGCAUGGGAUGGCUGGGUAAGUCGGCUGUUUCGCAGGACAAGAAUAACGUGGAGGCAUAGAAACGCCUCUCCAGAGAAUGCACAGGCCGAGGGUCUCGGAUUAGGUGAAGCCGAGCUUCAAGGGCAGUCGACCUAUGGUCCGCAGGGCUCUGCCGCUCCAAGUGAGGCAGUCCGCUCGAGGAUAGUACGCAAAUCCGGUGGGAAUCUUCCAGGAGAUGAGUUUGAGGCGGAAACACCAGUGCAAAUUCAGGCGCAAACGGAUAGUUCUCAGGCCUACCUUCAUCACAUCGUCUCGAUUAGAGCGGGCCUUCUGUUAUGUGCCUGCUUCUUUGCGUCCUUCGUGGGGGUUAUUGUUACUCGAGGAGUACUGAAAUCCCCACCACUAGCCCUCGACCUAUUCGCCAAUAUGUACCUGGCAGGUGCAAUAAUCUUCGGCGGUGGCCCCGUCGUGAUCCCCCUUCUGAGCUCAUACGUUGUUGAUCCAGGGUGGGUUUCUGGUCGUGAUUUCUUGAUCGGCCUGGCUCUCAUACGAGCUUUUCCGGGCCCAAACUUCAACUUUGCCGUCUUUCUUGGUGCACUUGCUAUCGGCAACUCAGAGAUCCACUCCCUAGUCGGUGCGAUUCUCGGACUUCUUGGGAUAUAUCUGCCCGGGAUAGUGCUGGCAGUGUCCGUGCAAAGCUUUUGGAGAGUCCUCCGGCAGAGAAAGCUCUGGGAAGUUGGGUAUUUGACUGCUGGCGCUGGAAAUGGUCAGCGCCUUGCGAACGAACCAUGGUGGGUAGUCGUUGCCGCUGUGGCAUAUGCAGAAAAUACCUGGUUUAGAGUACCGCCAGCUUUUGCAAUCAUCUCAGGAGCCAUCCUUGGGCUUGUCCGGUAUGGAGUGGUUGGCAGAGAUAUGCUCUGA